Gossypium arboreum is the source of this 1283-nucleotide messenger RNA. RefSeq names its product perakine reductase-like. The record is from RefSeq and is a predicted model, not a curated record. The coding region runs from base 23 to 1168 and encodes 381 amino acids. NCBI's taxonomy places the organism in Eukaryota, Viridiplantae, Streptophyta, Magnoliopsida, Malvales, Malvaceae. The transcript has 8 exons. Gene Ontology annotation, cellular component: cytoplasm.
AAUGUUUUGAACUGGUCCUACAAUGGUUGGUGGAUGCAAAAGUAAAAGAAAAAGAAAAAGGCUGCUAAGAACUGCUCCUACAAUGGUUGGUGGAUGCAAAAGUAAAACAAAAAGGUUGCUUCAGAAAAAGGAAAUGGAGAAGGAAACCCAAGUUCAAAUUCCAAGGGUGAAGCUGGGUACUCAAGGAUUGGAGGUCUCUAAAUUGGGGUUUGGUUGUGGAGCACUCUCUGGUAUGUACAAUGCUCCUCUCUCGCAUGAAGAAGGGUGUUUUGUUUUAAAGGAAGCUUUUUCUAAGGGCAUCACAUUCUUUGACACAUCUGACCUUUACGGCGAACUUUACGAUAACGAGAUCAUGAUCGGGAAGGCUUUGAAGCAGCUUCCGCGGGAUGAAGUGCAAUUAGCAACAAAGUUCGGGAUCCGUGUAUUAGAAGGAUUUAACUUUGAGGUGAAAGGGACCCGUGAAUAUGUUCGAAAAUGCUGUGAAGCUAGCCUGAAUCGACUCGGUGUGGACUAUAUCGAUCUUUACUACCAGCAUCGUGUCGAUACUUCAGUCCCUAUAGAGGAAACUAUGGGGGAAUUGAAGAAGCUUGUAGAAGAGGGAAAGAUAAAAUAUAUUGGUCUAUCUGAACCUAGUGUUGAUACCCUUAGAAGAGCUCAUGCUGUUCAUCCUAUAUCAGCCUUGGAAAUGGAGUAUUCCCUCUGGUGUCGUGAGAUCGAAGAUGAUAUAAUUCCAGUCUGCAGAGAGCUUGGUAUCGGGAUCGUAGCCUAUAGUCCGCUUGGACGAGGUUUCUUUGGUGGGAAAGCAAGUGUGGAGAGCUUGCCUAGUGAAAGUAUUUUGAAAAUGCAUCCGAGAUUCUCGGGGGAUAAUUUAGAGAAGAACAAGCUCGUUUAUGCUCGUUUAGAAAACUUGGCAAAGAAGCAUAAAUGCACCCCUGCUCAGCUAGCUCUAGCAUGGGUGUUCCAUCAAGGGGAAGACAUAAUUCCAAUCCCUGCUACAACAAAGAUUAAAAACCUUGAAAGCAACAUUGGGUCCUUGACAUUGAAGCUGACGAAAGAUGAUUUGAAAGAAAUGUGUGAUGCAGUGCCAAUUGAAGAAGUGAAUGGUGAAAGAGAAUAUGAUGUUUUUUCUCAGUAUUCCUAUAAGUUUGCAAAUACCCCCAAAAAGUGAUUGUAAAUGUAAAGCUAAAUUGCUAGAAUCGAAAAGCUUAUGCCGAUCCAUGAAGACUAAUCUUUUCGAGAUUCAUGAUUGUUCCAUCCAAUAAUAUUAUUUCCAUGAUUUGAAA